Messenger RNA from Spirodela intermedia, 5263 nucleotides. The record is from the annotation of a GenBank genome assembly. Lineage: Eukaryota; Viridiplantae; Streptophyta; Magnoliopsida; Alismatales; Araceae.
AUGGGUAUCGUCUUUGGUCGAAUACUCGGCUCCAUCUUCGGGAACCGGGAAGCUCGGAUCCUCGUCCUCGGCCUCGAUAAUGCCGGCAAAACCACGAUCCUCUGUAGGCCCCCGGGCGCUAUCCUACUGUCUCCGCUUUUUCCGGGUGGAUUGUCGGAGUUGAUUCAUUUUCUGUGGUUGCAGAUCGGCUGCAGAUGGGGGAAGUUGUUUCGACGAUCCCAAGUGGGUAUUGUGUUGCUAAUCUCCAAUUCUACCGUUAUUUGUAAAUCAUUUCCUGUCUCUGACUACUAAGGGCUUGUCGUAUCUUUCCCGCCCAAUCGUGCAGCAAUCGGUUUCAACGUGGAGACUGUGCAGUACAAUAAUAUUAAGUUUCAAGUCUGGGAUCUAGGUACGCUCAUAUUUUUUCUAUAAAGAGCUCUCUUCCGCACUGUUCGUUAGCUUAUUUCAGACAUUGCUUGUGAUGGUUUCUUAUGCGCUACCGUUGCCCCUGGAAACUGUGCUCGAUUCAUCCCCUUUCCGAUAUUACUCAGAUUCUUGAUGAGCUCAUCCGUGCAAUACAGUUGGAUUAUUUAUCUAUCAAUUUUUCGAGUUUUUGCAAUACGCAAGCUUGAAUGUUGUACCAAUUCGAUCGAUCCGGAAUGGAUCUACUUUAGUACCAGCUAGUGUUAGUAGUACAACAGAAUGUUCCCCGGGGUCCCUAUGUGGUUCUUUGCACUGUUAGUAGCAUAGAUCGAGGAGUUGGACCCCAUAGUUGACUUGAGCCGCUCGCUAGCUGGAGACCGUCUGAUCCUGGGAACUGUCACUUUGUAAACGUUAAUCCUAUCUUGUGAUUUUCUUGUUGGGGCCUUUAAUAGGGAUAUCAAUUCCAGGAUCAUGUAUAGAUGUCUACUUCUUGUGAGGAUUUUGAUAUCUUGGAGUGAUGGUUUUGUUGUGACAUUCGCUUCCAUUGAUAUGUUUAAAUAUUUAACAUGCCUUGGACAUGCAAAUUCCAGAUACCCAUGCGUUUUUUUCCUUAAAACCAUCGAUGAAGUUGUCUAGUGUUUAAAUGGGGCAUUGCAAUUUCAAAGGUUUCAGUGGACAAGGUGGCAGCUUUCAUAGAGUUAUCAUUUUAUUUACGCCUGUGUUGAUUACAAACAUUUUUAUGGAUGAACAUGGGUUUGAUUACAAAAGUCAGCGAGCUUUGUAAAGAAUAGGCAUUGAGAUCUAAAUGCCAUUGUGUCUUUGUAAAUACCAUGUUAAAUGGGUCUCUGUUCCUGACAUCCUUCGCCAUCUUGUUUUUGUCUGUAGCGAAUGUGACACGAAGGUAUCAUGUUUAACGAUUUUCUUCCGACGUAUGCUUAGUAAAGAAACAAAAAAUCAUGGCAAUCAUCGUUGUCGAAUUUUCUGCUGUUAAUUUUGCCUGUGUAGCCAAUGUCUGUUGCAUACUUUUAGGACUACUUUCAGCAGCACAUUUCUGCGAGGCCCUGGUUAACUUCCAUAUCCUUUCUUUUUGGAACAGGUGGACAAACUAGCAUCAGGUAAUUUCGUAACUUCUCUCCUUAGUCUGUCUAGGUCCAUGUUCUUUAUAUUAGAAUUUCCAAUUCAAGAAUUUUUUUCAUCAUCUUGUCUUGAGAUGAAGUAUCAUACCAUUGUCAAUAAAUUCGUUCCUAGAAUGUUUACAAGCAAUCAUGUAUGGGUGCUUGAGUGUAAAAGUAAGUUUCUUAUUACAUGGUCUCCUUGGACUAAGCUUCUCUUUCCAUUUUCGUUAUUUCUUCAUAUCUAAAUACUGAAGGUUUUCUUAGUAAGUUUUCAUGGUUUAAUUUAUCAUGUUGUGGCACAAUCGUUUGUCCAAAUAUGGUGUUCAUUUAUAGUAAUCUGAAUAUUGUAUUUGACAAGCGCACAAUGUACAAUGACCUAUAAUACUUGCAUCUGCAUAUCUUUCAUUAUUCUCCACCAAGUGCAAAUUGAUGAGCAUUCAUGAUGAUGAGACCACUUCAAUUAUUUGUUACAAUCAAUUACAUUGAGAGAUCCAAAUAAAUGCUAAGACUUUUUUGGGUAAGCUCAUUUUUGAGAUAAACAUCAGCUGGUUCACCACUAGCCAGAAAUGAUGCACUGGCAGACCUUAAAAAUUAGAACAUAAACGUUAAAUAGUUGUGCACUACGGUUCUAUUAUUAGGUAAGAGUUAAUGCUUCAGACUAAAUUGCUCUGACCAUCGUUGAAUCGUGAGAAACAGAAAGGAUGUGUAUCAAUGUGGAUUAACAUAUUGGGAUUCAUUAAUUGCUUAACAGAAGAUAGUGCGUAAAUCUAAGCUGCUUUUCAUUUUUUGCCGUUUAUUUGAAUGACGAGUAAUCAUAGCAUUAUGACACCAGGUGCCCUGAAAAAGCUUUUCGUUUAGAAUCGCAGGGCUGUGAAACAAACAAUCUCAUAGUUUACAUCACAAAGCAACGUGUGGCACUGGGAGCAUCAUCACUACACUGAUGAUGAUCAAUCUUUUUUUGUUAACUGAAGUAGCUAAAUCUCAAUCUGUUCCCCCUGUUUGACAAGAUUUUUGUAAUUCCACGUAUACUUCUAGCUGUAAAUCAUGAACCACAAUUUUUAUCGCCUGAUUGUCGGAAAUUUGGAAUUUGUGGGAGGUUUGUUUUACGAUAUCACUUUUUGGCAGAAAAAUUGUAGGGAAUAUGUAGAUUGGCGUUCCUGUAAUUUUGAUGGUGAUUGAAAAGAUGUGAAAUUUCACUUUGAAAAGGAGGGCUUCUGUCUUUGUAUUAUUUAAAAUAAAGUUGUGUCAUGCACAACCGCCAAGGGAUAAAAGUUCAUGGACUCAAAUUAUUUCCGAAAAUAUGAGACCCUUGAUUUAUUUUUUUUCCCUUUUCUUUUGCAUGUUAUUCAUCAACAUGACGAGGAUCCUAUCAGAGACGUGCCCCCUGGAAAGCUUUUCAUUUUUUUCUACUCGUAGAGAUUUUUUAAAUAUUUAGGUAUGCUUGCACGGUGAUAUAAUAUUCAUCCGCAAUGUUUCUUGCGUAGAGGAAAAUUUUCCUGCUGCAAGAUCCCACCAGCUCGUGGAAUUUAUCUCUUUAUUAAAAGUGGAUUGGAUUUUCUAGAACCCGUAAGAAUGAUUACAAGCUUGGUCCUGCACCUCAUCUGUAUGACCUUUUGUCUCCUUUAUUCAUGAGUAUAGUUUAAUUGUAUGCCACACAUAUUUUCAUCAACAAAGCAGACUUAGUUUGGCCAGUGCAGUAGAAGUAUGCCAUCUUGACUUUUGAAUGCCAUAUGUUACACUGUGUUAAAUAGUUGGUAAAUGUAGAUUAUGUUUCGAUGCCAUUUGGAGAUGGAAACAAUGAUACUGAAUUGAAGAGAAGAAAAGGUGGAAGAGGAACUUAGUUGCUCCAUUACUUACUCUACCCUUAUUGCUCAUUUUGAUUUUUCUGCCAUUCCCUCUGUUACUCACGAGUUCUGGGACUAAUAAGAAUGUGUUGAUGAGGAUUUUAAAUGGUGCUUUUUGUUUGAAAUAAGAAGUAUUCUUUGUGGAUAGAGACGGUGAGUUGGUUUAAUCCAAAAACCUCCAUAUUCGGAGAUGUACUCCAACACUGUGUGCGUAGGAUUGUUGUAUAGCUCUCUCCAGGUCACCCAAUGGACUUGGUGGUAACCAAGGUGGUUGUAAAACUUCUUGAUAGAGAAGAAAUGGUGGAAGGUGAAUUUUGGUAAUACUUACAGUCGGUAAUAUCCCAUUGGGAGCCUUGUUGCCUGGCCAUGGAGAUCCAUGUUUAUCUUUUUUCUUUAUGUUGCCAAAGAUAGAUCCAGGAACAUGGUCCUGGCAUUCUUCAGGAGUUCAAGAGGAAGCUGACAUAGUAGAUGAUUGCUUUCUAUCCUACAAGGGAGACUGAUUAUUGGCUGUCUGCUUGCUAGAUUGCCCACUUGUGUUGAUCAGUGGUGAUUGGGAAUUGUUCAAAGAAUGGAGUUUGGGACAUCAACAUUGUAUUUCGAAUCAUUAUCAGAUGUGGGUAGAUAUUCUUCUAGGCAACUAAUAUUUUUAGGGCGUGGGUCGUUUGUGGGUAGACACUUUUCCAUAUCAGUUAUCCCCAUUUCUGUGGCCAAAGUGUUUGAAGGAUUAGGGAAAAUAAUACAGCGAACUCUAUACUUACUCUAAAGAGGGUUCAGAUGUAAUGGAAAUGAUCAACCCAUUGGAUUGUGUUUUCACUAGAGUGAACGCCUUUAAUCAGAAAAUGGUGAUCACUACUUUUUAAUAAAUUAUGCUCAUUAAUGGUCAAAACCAUGGAAACACUUUAGGUAUUAAAGCAGCAAAAUUUGCUAUUGUAUUAUCAUCGGGAUGCGUUUAUUAUUUAUGCUGGUUGUAGAAAUUUUGAUCAGUGACAGUUCUUGAGCUCAUCACCUUGUUCUACCGAUUGGAUGUAGGCCAUAUUGGAGAUGCUAUUUUCCAAAUACCCAAGCUAUCAUAUAUGUAGUCGAUUCAAGUGACACUGAGAGGCUUGUAAUAGCAAAGGAGGAGUUUCAUGCCAUUCUGGAGGUAUGCCUCCUGAAUCUUCUGCUUACAGUGUUUUCCUUUAGAUCCGGCUUAAAUUGUGGAGGGUUUGUUUAACUGUGAAUAUAUAUAUAUAUAUAUAUAUAUACUAGUCGAGGGAGAAUAAUUGCUCAGAAAAUCCAUUUCAUGCUGCUAUUUUCUCAUUCCGGUCGUUUAUUUAUUUCUCUCAGGAGGAAGAACUCAAGCGAGCCGUUGUCCUCAUCUAUGCAAACAAGCAGGUUACAAGAUAAUAAUUAAUUAAUUAAUUAAUUAAUUUUUAUAGUAAUGGGAAAAUUACAUCUGAGAGAGCUUCCGUCAGAUACUGAUCCUACCUGCGCUGACCUUUUGUUCUUGUGCAGGAUCUUCCUGGUGCUCUUGAUGAUGCGGCAGUGACAGAGGCCUUGGAAUUGCACAAGAUCAAGAGUCGCCAAUGGGCCAUCUUCAAGACGUCGGCUAUCAAAGGCGAAGGGAUAUUCGAGGGCUUGGACUGGUAAUCUAUGAUUUACCCUUUCAUCACGUCAUGCUCUUCAUUCGUUAUUCAUGACAAAAAAUAAUAAUUAAAAAAAAAAGUCAGCGGGUGGUGCAGAGGGAUCUGAUCUUCUCUCUCCGCCUGAAAUAUUAUUAGAUAAACUCCACCUGAAACAUUAAAAUGUCCUUUUUCCUUUGAAAAAUGUGGGCUUGCCGAUUCGGUUUCAUGAUCUGUCGCAUUGGUGGUUGACCCGUCAUGCUGCAGGCUGAGCAACACGUUGAAGGCCGGAGGUGGCUGA